Messenger RNA from Condylura cristata (star-nosed mole), 1753 nucleotides. RefSeq names its product zinc finger and BTB domain containing 8A (gene ZBTB8A). Gene Ontology annotation, molecular function: RNA polymerase II cis-regulatory region sequence-specific DNA binding; DNA-binding transcription factor activity, RNA polymerase II-specific; protein binding. The transcript has 4 exons. NCBI's taxonomy places the organism in Eukaryota, Metazoa, Chordata, Mammalia, Eulipotyphla, Talpidae. Gene Ontology annotation, biological process: regulation of transcription by RNA polymerase II. The record is from RefSeq and is a predicted model, not a curated record. The coding region runs from base 89 to 1414 and encodes 441 amino acids.
CAGUUUGUGUUUGACUUGAGAUCUGCCCCUUUUACUUCACUCAAUUGACUUGGCAGAAUUUUAAGAGCAGCAUUCAUUAAUUUCCAGAAUGGAGAUCUCCUCUCACCAGUCUCACCUCCUGCAGCAGCUGAAUGAGCAGCGCCGGCAAGAUGUGUUUUGUGACUGCAGUAUUCUGGUCGAAGGCAAGAUCUUCAAAGCACACCGAAAUGUCUUAUUUGCUAGCAGUGGCUACUUUAAAAUGCUGCUUUCCCAGAAUUCAAAGGAGACAAGCCAGCCCACCACAGCCACCUUUCAGGCUUUCUCCCCCGACACCUUCACUGUCAUCCUGGACUUCGUCUACUCCGGCAAGCUCUCUCUAACUGGUCAGAACGUCAUAGAAGUGAUGUCAGCUGCUAGCUUCCUUCAGAUGACUGAUGUCAUUAGUGUAUGUAAGACCUUUAUUAAAUCUUCAUUAGACAUUAGCGAGAAAGAAAAAGAUCGCUAUUUCAGUCUAUCUGAUAAAGAUGCCAAUUCUAACGGCAUAGAACGUUCCUCUUUUUAUAGCAGUGGCUGGCAAGAAGAAAGCGGUUCUCCACAUUCUCACCUAAGCCCUGAUCAAGGAACAGGUAUAAUAAGUGGGAAAUCUUGGAGUAAGUAUAAUUACCAGCCAGCCUCCCAAAGGAAUACUCAACAAGCUUUGCUCAAGCAUGAACAAAGGAAAGAUUCCAUUAAAAAGACCAAACAUUUGAGAUUGUCACAGCCUUCUGAAGUUGCUCAUUAUAAGUCAAGCAAAAGGGAAGCGCGGACAUCCGAUUCUUCCACCCACAUGUCCCAGUCAGAAGAACAAGCACAAACCGAUGCUGAAAUGGACUCUACUCCUAUUGGCUAUCAGUAUAGUCAAGGAUCUGAUGUCAUAUCCAGAAGUUUUCCAGAUGACCUGCCCAGGAUGCGAUUCAAAUGUCCAUACUGCCCACAUGUGGUGAAGCGGAAAGCAGACCUGAAGCGCCACCUUCGCUGUCAUACAGGAGAAAGGCCCUACCCAUGUCAAGCCUGUGGGAAAAGAUUUAGCAGACUCGACCAUCUAAGUAGCCAUUUUCGAACAAUUCAUCAAGCAUGCAAACUAAUCUGCAGAAAAUGCAAACGCCACGUAACUGAUCUAACUGGGCAAGUGGUGCAGGAAGGAACCCGGCGCUACAGACUGUGCAAUGAGUGCCUUGCUGAAGUUGGCAUAGACAGCCUCCCCAUUGACUUGGAAGCUGAACAGCAUCUUAGGUCCCCAUCAGAUGGUGAAAAAGAUUCCAAAUGGCACCUGAGUGAAGAUGAGAAUAGAUCAUACGUGGAGAUCGUAGAGGACGGGUCUGCUGAUCUGGUUAUCCAACAGGUUGAUGAUAGUGAAGAAGAAGAAGAAAAGGAAAUAAAGCCCAACAUUAGGUAGCUGUCUUAUAACCCAACAGAGCUGGCAUGCGUGCAACCUCCGUUGACUUCCUCUAGCUCUCUCUUUCCACAGCCAGAGCCUGGUUAACACAUUUAUCAGACUGUGUGAGAACGAUGAUCUGACAUAACUUGCAUGCUUCCUGAACAGGCCACUGUAUCCAUUCUGAACUCUGUUGCCCUAAAAUAUGUUGCUGCACUGGAAAGACCUAGCCUGAGUUGGCAUGAUGGACUAAUUAAUCCUCUUGCUUUUAUUACAGAAACCUUUUUUCUCUUAAUCUUGGAAUAUCUACUUAGCAAUCUUUUAUCCAAAGGAAAUAUUUUAAAUAAAAUUACCACAACC